AUGGAGUCAAUGCCCGCUCUCCUACUGAAAUCGUGGACGCCUAAAGCCCGAAUCUUCGCCGUCUUCGCCUGUAUGCUAGUUUGCCUGACUGGGUUAUGGGUCCUGCAGAUCAAACAGAUUAAACUUAAAAACAAAGACUUCUAUUCUUUCCAAGUUCUGGAUUCCAAGGGGAAGCUGGUCUCGCUGGAGAAAUACAGAGGCAAAGCAUCCCUGGUUGUAAACGUGGCGAGUAACUGCGAACACACGGAAAAGAAUUACCAGGGCCUGCAGGAGCUGCAGAGAGAGCUCGGGCCCAUGCACUUCAACGUCCUCGCAUUCCCCUGUAACCAGUUCGGAAAAUCCGAGCCCGGCACCAACUCCCAAAUCGACAGCUUCUCCAGAAAAACUUACGGAGCCACUUUCCCCAUUUUUGGCAAGAUCAAAGUGUUAGGGAACGAGAGUGAGCCUGCGUUCCGGUAUCUCGUGGAUACAACAAAUAUGGAACCCCGAUGGAAUUUUUGGAAAUAUCUGGUCAAUCCAAAGGGUCAGGUGGUAAAGGUCUGGCGAACUGAAGACCCCAUGGCAGCCAUCAAGCAAGAAGUGUCAAAAUUAGUGGCAAAAAUUAUAUUGCAAAAAAGAGAAGAGUUUUGAAGCAGAGCUGCUGUGUCAGACAGCUUCCUUGUUUGAAUUUUGAAAAUGGUCAGCACACCUAAAGCUUGUACAAGCUGUUGCAGUUUAACUUGAUGGUGAACUUCCCUUGCAUCUGAAAUAUCCAGCCACAUGGUGUUUUGAGUCCUGAUAUUGAAUACUGAAAUCUAGAUCUAUUGAGAUAUGUGAUCACCAUGUCAUACAAUUGCUAACAAGCAUUUAAAUAUUUUAAGUUACAAUAGAAAUAUGUUCUCUUUUUGUGGUGGAUGAACAUCUAUUGAAGUUUACAUCAGCUGCUUUGUUAAAUGGGUACAUGGUAUGUGAUAUCUUCUGAAAAUUACCAACCCAGCAUUGCAGUUCAUUGCAAACUACAACAGCAAGUUUGUAUUUGCACUGUGAUAAUCCUGAAAUCAAUUUACAUCGUCCAUAGGUACAAGAUAAAACAACCACUAAGAAUGAACAGAUUACCUUUUCCAAUUACUAUUGUUUUAAGUAUUCUUAAAGCAAUAUAAAUUGGGAUGUAAUUUAAAAUCAGCACCUUUCUGGUUUCAGUUGUUUUUUUUAAUUAUUUAAAAGGUGAUUGAAAUGUUUUGUUCAUAUCCAGGAUCAGACCAACUCAAUGUCACAGAAGCAUAGAUUUCAAGAUACCACUAACUAUUGGAAAUAGGUUCACCAGAAAAAUUGUACUAAAUGCACAAAGACGAGUCUGAAGUUCUUGUUUGACCUAAUUACCCACAUUUUGUAAGAUAAAAAGUUUAAUUAGUUAUAUUAACGUGGUCAUAAAUCCAUUAACAAAGGCUUGUUUAUACCUUUGUGUUACAAUAUCAAUAAAGCAAAAUAUAUUACCUUAUUGUUUAGGGUGACAAAGCCUGGUAAAUAUCUAGAUGCAUCACUUAGUUCAAGUGCUUACAUCUGUACGAUAAACGGAUCACUGAUUUAUGUACAUAUCUGUACAAUCACAACUUUAACUUUCAGACUUUAUCUCUAAAUUUUUAAUCCAGGUGAUCUGGUUCAUUCAAUCAAUUUCUGAGUAGUGAUUUGUGAAUUCUGUGAGGAUAAAUUUCCUAACCCUAAUGGUCAUAAAGUGGGGGGGGGGGGGGGUCACCUAUAUUCUGUCACAUGCAGCAUCUCUAACUUGAAUGAAGAUGACUUUUGGUUGCUAUGGAGCUCUUUGAGUUUGCUGAACAGUAAUAUUUGUCGGUGGGUAAAGGCCAAGACACUAUUUGUCUUAAGCUUGAGAUAAAAAAAGGUUUUCAAGACAUCCCAUGAUACAGGAACUACUUGAUUAUAUCAUGACACUCCUCUAACUACAACCAUCUCUUCGAUAUUUCUCUUUGUCUCCUCUUUAUAUUUUUGUUUCUAUUAAUCUACCACUGUAUCUAUUGUUAUUUUCAUUGGUCAAUACAUUUUGUCUCUGUGCUUCUAUCUUUGUUGAUCAUCCCAAAACCAGAACAAUGAAAGCAGUAAAGUCUCCAAAUAGAGUAAAUACAGAGUGUUCAGACCAUAAGAAAUAGAAGCAAAAGUAGGCUAUUCAGCCCUUAGGGCCUGCUCUAUGGCUGGGCUGUGAUCUCCUGCAGUAACCUCAAACCCUUUGAUUGCCUGAAUAUCUAAAAAUCAAUCAGACUCUACCUUGAACAGACCUAAGGACUGAAACUCCAUGCCUGUCUUGGGUAGGGAAUUCCAAAGAUUCAGUACUCUCUGGGUGAAGAAAUUUCUUCUCACCUCUGUCUUGAAUGGCAGACUAUUUAUUUUGAAAUUGUGACUGCAGGUUCCAGACACUCCAGUAAGGAAACAUUAACAUUGCAUUGGCCCUGUCAAGCCUUGUGAGAAUUUUGUCAUUUUGUUGAGGUCACCUAAUAUUCUUCUAAACUCAAACAAACACAGUCUGCUUAAUCUCUCUUCUACAAUAGAUGUGCCAUCCCAGGAGCUAACAUCAGACUAUAGUUAACAAUGGAGUCACCGGUUACUUACUGGCCAUUUAUCUGAUGCACCUGUAUUGUUAAUGUUAAUUUUGAAUUGCAGAGGUACAAAGUCUCUUUUCCAAGAAGAAUGGAUUUGAGAUUGAGGCUGUUAACUUUGUUUGGUAAAGGAAAACAUUAAAAGCUUGGGAUGGGAUGAAUAGGUGCUAGGGAAGGGUGCAAUGAUUUUUUUCAUGAUUAUUACAUUUUUAUGUGUGGAAUUUCUGCCUGUGGGGGUGGCAGGAGGGUGUGCAAAUUUUUAAGUGGCCCACGGCGACUAGACAAACUCCUGGAGAAAUGACUCUAAAGUCUUUUCAUGGAGUUUCUGCUAAUCUUUCCCAAAUCCAUAGCAUCAAUGGUGAGUUAUUCCUUCAGUUGCUGAGGCCCUGGGCUGUAAAAUUCCCUCCAUCUCUACCUUUCUUUCCUCCUUCAAGACAGUUCUUAAAAUCUACCUCUUUGACCAGGUUUUUGAUCAUAUUGCCUAAUAUUUUAAGUAUUUGUAAAGCACCUUGGGACCUUUUCAUAUGUUAAAGGCACUAUAUAAAUUCAAGCUGUUGUGUUUUAGGCACUUCAGAAAUUACAAUGGCUAUGUUGUGUACUCAUUACCAUGUUGGAAUUUGAGAAAUACAUUAAUAAGUUUUUAAAAUCUGAGAGAUUUAAUUCUGGAUAUGCUGGGACUUUCACCGCUCUGUUCGGUGGCAGUAAUUGCACUCUUCCAAAUGUUUGCAUUAUAAUAACUGUGACAGUACAGAAAUAUAACAAGAUCCAUGAGAAAUAAAAGCCUUCAGUACAUUAAACGUUUAAAUAUUUGAUCUGAAGAAAGCUCUGAGGCAGCCCCAUUGUGUAUAGUUUUGUUUAGAGAAUUGGAAUAUUUCUGUGUAUAUCAAUGUGAUUACAUUCCUUGAGCUUUUUGUACA
Messenger RNA from Pristis pectinata (smalltooth sawfish), 3502 nucleotides. Its product is annotated as probable glutathione peroxidase 8-B. The record is from RefSeq and is a predicted model, not a curated record. Lineage: Eukaryota; Metazoa; Chordata; Chondrichthyes; Rhinopristiformes; Pristidae. The transcript has 3 exons. Gene Ontology annotation, molecular function: glutathione peroxidase activity. Gene Ontology annotation, biological process: response to oxidative stress. Bases 1 to 630 code for a protein of 209 amino acids.